AUAUCGAUUCACAGUCAUCCAUGGUGAAGACAUAGUUUGCGAUCGACCAUUUGUGGAGAUAUUAUGUGGGGGGCCGGUGGUGGUUUUGUAGGUUUCUCCGAUCCACAUCCGGUGUGGAUGGCGGUGUCUGUCAAGCACAAGCCUCUUCAUUGGGUUCCAUCUCUUUCAACAAAAACGAGUGUUUCCUCAGUAUCUGUCUCAGCAGCGCCACUUUCCAGCUCCAAUAAUGCUCUCGUUACACUUACACAACGACCCCAACUCUCCUUCCUUUCUUCUUCUGCAUCAUCUGCCAAUCCCCCUUUUAUUAAUUUUGCCAAAGUCAAUAGUCCACCUCCUCAAUUGGCCCUUCUUUCCCUCGGCUACGUCCUCUCUGCGACUAUUGGGGCGAUUUUCUCCUUGGCUAUUAUUUCAAUUCCUACCAUGAUGGCUUUUAAGAAACUGGGUGUCUCAGUGGAAAAAUUGUCCAAAGUAGUUUCUGAAGAAGUGCCCGGAACCUUAUCUUCCCUCAAACUUUCGGUAUUGGAGAUUAACGAACUGACUCGACAGCUUACCAAUCUCAGGCAAAAGAUUUCUGGUACUUCCUUUGCCGACAAAAGCAGAAGCAAUAAGCCCACUUUCACCACAAGUAUUAGCAACGAUUGAUUCACCUCUGUGUUUCAAUGAUUAUUUGAUCCGUUAGUCUAUUGUUUGUUCAAAGGAGCAAUAAAAUAUGUACCGAUAGCUUGCUUCUAUAUAAACUAUAAGAGAGUAAUAUUGUUGUAACUUGUUAAACCAAGUAAGUCGCUUUUAUGUACGGAUUAUUUGAUCUCCUUGCUCUUUUAUAACAUUAUUCUGUAAAGAAAAGCAUCAAUCCAAGUAUUUUAUGUAGGAA
This is a messenger RNA of Mangifera indica (mango), 871 nucleotides long. RefSeq lists its product as uncharacterized. The transcript has 4 exons. Lineage: Eukaryota; Viridiplantae; Streptophyta; Magnoliopsida; Sapindales; Anacardiaceae. The record is from RefSeq and is a predicted model, not a curated record. The coding region runs from base 64 to 642 and encodes 192 amino acids.